AUGUCAAUAUUAGUUGAUAGUAAUAAUCUUAGUUUUGUUAACGAUUUGAAUCCUGGGAAAGAUAUGUGGAACAUGAAAGCGAGAAUUAUUCGAAAAUGGAAUCAGGGUUACAAGACGGAUCUCAUCUUCAUUGAUGAGAAGGGUGCUAAGAUUCAAGCAGGUAUUAAGAGUCAUCUGAUACCUGUUUUUGAUGGACAACUUCAAGAAGAUGCUGUUGUGAUUCUGUUAAAAUUUGGUGUUGGUGAGAAUAAAGAUUUAUAUAAAGUAGUAGUGCAGCCUUAUAAAAUUAACUUUUAUAGAUGCACAACUGUUACUCCUGUGAGAGAUUGGCAAGGUGUUGAGUAUGGUUUCAAUUUCAGAUCUUAUGAAGAUAUUCUUCAAGGAGAGGCGUUAAACGCUUUAGUGUUGGUAGUGGGUAAGGUUUUAGGGUGUACUGUGUGGAAUGAUUAUGCUCUGCAGAUUAAGGACUUCAUUUCUAAAAUCCCACCUCAUGAGCAUGCGAUGGCUGUUAUACAGCAUGGAAAGUGUAAGGAAUGGAAAGGUGAAUAUACUGUUCAAAGUGAUAAGUUUGCAACACGAAUUUUUCUGAAUGAAGAAAUUGAUAGAGUUAAUGAGCUAAGGAGGAGGCUUAUACUGAAGUUUGGACAAGGGAGUGGUUCUACUUCUCAAACAAUACUAUCGUCUCAGAGUGUUUUUCCAUUGCAUAAAGAAUUUGUAACUGAUGGUGUGAAGAAACAUGUUGAUGAGAUUAGUGAGAUAGAAAAGGAAAUGUCUUGUGUUGUGGUUGCGACAACUAAAAUUGUGCAAGAAGAGUAUGGUUGGUUUUAUGUUGCCAGUCGUAAGUGUUUCAAGAAGGUGAUGGGUAAAAGUGAAUACUUGCAGAAUGUUGGAAAUGUUUCAGAUGAUAUUGUUCGAUUGCCUGCGACUUCUUUGGUCACUCAGAGUCCCUUGGAAAUAAUUCCUUACACGUUUAAAGCUCAAGACACGUGUCUUCAUUAUAUUGGUCGCGUUUUUACGAGGUGUUACACCACAAAGUUCAAGGUGCAAGUGCGGGUGCAGGAUGAGAGUGGUAGUGUUUCUUUUGUUAUGUUUGAUAGAGAUGUUCAGAAGCUUCUUGGAUUAGCGGCGAGUGACAUAAGAGAGAGGCAGGUUAAGGCCAAUGAUACUGGAUUCCCUCAUGAGAUAUUUCGAUUGGUUGAUAAGAAGGCUGCUUUUAAGAUUGAUGUUUCAGAGUUCAAUCUUAAAAAUGACUAUCGUGUUUAUACUGUGCAACAAACAUGUGAUGAUCCAGUAAUAAUUGCUGAGUUGGUUACUCAAGAGGUAGCUUACGUUAAAGAUGUUAACCUUUCAGAAUCUUCCCAGGUGUCUGCUGAACGAACUUCAAGGGAUGCUGUCUCUGUUAUGGUCGACUCUUCAGCCGUUAAAGUUGAAAAGGAUUCUGGAUCAAUGAUUUCUGUAUUGAUGUAUGGUUACAUGUUCGAGUGCAUGAUCGUUGAUGAUGUUGAUAUUUCUGUUAAUCGUUUGGUGCUUAAUAGUGUUCUUGAUAAUCGGUCAUAUGUGUAUGCUCAUGUAAUCGACUGGUGUUGA
Molecule: messenger RNA, 1587 nt
Organism: Helianthus annuus (common sunflower)
Lineage: Eukaryota; Viridiplantae; Streptophyta; Magnoliopsida; Asterales; Asteraceae
Exons: 12
Coding region: 1-1587 (528 amino acids)
Source: RefSeq, a predicted model, not a curated record